GCUUAAUGUAAACAAGUUGAUCUAAAAACAAUACUCUGUUCAAAAAACUAAGAAAAGACAAACUGCUUCUUGAGAUGCAGGAUUGAGUUGGAGGCUGUUGCUGAAGGUUCCCAGGUUUGCGCGCUGCGUUUUAGGUUUGUGCUCAGCUACUGAUUUGCGCUGAAGGUUUCUGGUUUGUGCUGAAGCUUCCCAGGCUGCGUUUUUGUGUUCCAGCUUUGCGCUAAGCCUUCGAGAAACAAGAAUUAGUCGAUCACUUUACGAUCGUUAGGUAUCACUGUAUCAGUAAGGGUAAUAUAGAUAUUUGAUUUAUUUUUAAUAAUUCUUAUUUAAUUUAGUGGUUGUGUUUAGUAAAAAGGUGGUCGUGAAUAGAAUUUCCCUACAAAAUUACGUUCCAAUUCGGCCCAGGCCUUCCACAUGGGCUUCCCCGUUCCGGUUUGGCUCACAACCGUAUCGCCGCCGUCAAACUUCACAUUCUCAAUCAUAAUCUGGACGGCGGGCAGUGGCUAAUGUAUGGGCAGUUGGGCCAGGCAAUUGUCUUGGGUCUCACAUGCCAAAGGGGCCCCAAAAUAAAAUAAAAACUAUUAGUAUUAGUAGUAUAGUGCGUAGUAUUACCUCCGUCCCACUCAACUUUGCCAAGUUGAUAUUAGGUGAGAAAUUAGAAUAGUAAAAAUUGUGUGGUUGAAAUUUUUACAGAGGAGAGAGAAAUGAACAGAGCCACAAAUUCAUUGGUGGCAAAGUUUUUUGGAACAAACAAAAGGGGAAAGUUUAGGGGACGGAGGGAGUAAUUUAUAAGGAUAAUAAUUAAUCAAAACUUGCCUUACGGCUUGGUGCUUAGCUGCUCUGAACUGCAGAUUUUUAACUCUCCAAGCUAUUGAGCGAGUAGCGACCAUCCGCCGUGCCGAUUGCUAAAGACUCGAAGUGCCGAAGACCGGCCGCCGCUGAGUGCCAGCCUGCCGACUGUGACUCUGAGUCUCCGACCUCUUAUUUUUCUGUCUAGGCCUCCGAAAGGCUAAAGACGUCCCUGACGGCCGGCUGAGUAUUCUUCAAAGCAAUGAACCCAAUUCAAAGACUUUAUUUCGUCAUUCUUAGAAAACCUCUUCUAAACCCAACUGCCUCCACUCGUGCGGCUCUCCGCCGUCUCUCCGUCAAAACCGGUGACGACGAGUGGAACGUCGCGUGGGAGACCGCAUGGCUGCCGGAGGAUCUAUCGGGGAAGAACCGAGCUCCUUGGGAGACUGACGUUAACUUCUCGCUUGCCGAUGACACCUCGAACUCUUCUCAUACUCCUCUUUCGUCGGAAGUUGACGGCGAAACCAGGGCAUUCGUGGAGGAGAUGAACGACAAUUGGGACCAGAGAAAGGGGAAAAGUCCCAAAAAAAGCUCAAACACUGAUGAUAUUGCCAAGAAAAAUGAAAAUGAGAGGUCCAUUUAUAGUUUAGAGAAUAUGAGGAAGGAUUAUAGGGUUAAGAAACAGAGAAUACAUGCGGGAUUGUGGGUGAAGGAGAUUGAGAAGAUGGAGGAAGCGAAGCUUGGAGUUGGCGGCAAUGCUGAUGAUAUCGAAAAGUUGCUGGAUAGCGCCUCCGAGAUUUUUGACUCUGCAAAUGAUGACUUGAAGAACUAUUUACAAGUGUCAGGUUGUGAUAUAAAAAACAAGCCGGAUGGAUGGGAAACAACAGCAAAGAGUGUAGAUGGGAACAUCUGGGAGAUGUCACAGAGAGAAGAAGAUCUUUUGCUUCAAGAGUUUGAGCGUCGAAUUGCAUUCAACAAGUUCCAGAUAGGGAGCUUUAUAAAGACACACAUAUUCAGUAGAAGGAGACCAAUUGAUGGGUGGAAGUACAUGAUUGAGGAGAUAGGACCAAAUGCAAGGAAAGGAGGGAAAGGAAGUGUUACCAGGUUACCCACUUUAGCUGAUGCGUCCACUCAGCCCUUUCAUCAAGAGGGCACACCAACUCCACAUCAUUCUCAAAGAAGAACAAGGACAAGAGCCAACUAGCUCUUCUUCUGCCAGUUGCACCAAGAGUAAACCAAAAGGGAAAUAAGCAAAAGAACACCACCACUCCAUGAAUCUGUGUAUUAUUUUAGCUAAACCGUGCAGUUAAAUAAUAUGCACAUGCAUGAUACUAAGAAAAUUCCUAGGAACCCUCUUUUGUGUUGGCUUAAUUAUCUAACUUGGGCGGCUUAAUCAUCUACGUUUUUGUCAUAUUAUUAGGUCCCAAUAUCUUCAAUUUUCUUAGCUACUCUAAUUGGCUACAAGUUUUCAUAUCAUUGCUAAGUUGAUAAUUUAUGCAGUUUGGCAAGGUUGCGACGUUGCGUACAUUUGACCCUCUUACCCUACCAUAGGUGGGAGCCUUUGCAACAUUGGGG
Cuscuta epithymum is the source of this 2364-nucleotide messenger RNA. The record is from the annotation of a GenBank genome assembly. NCBI's taxonomy places the organism in Eukaryota, Viridiplantae, Streptophyta, Magnoliopsida, Solanales, Convolvulaceae.